UGAAGUAAAUCUAAUAUAAGUAUGAAUGUAGAAGAACGAUGUAUCCAUUUAUGUAUAGUUCAUGGUAUUGAGGGGUAAUUAUAAAGAAAACACCCCUGUCGGGGCAUACUACUUUGUAAUCAUGGCGGACGACGAAGAAAUCGACAUAGAGGGAGACGAUGACGCCCCUUUAUUGUUUGACCACAAGGAUGAUGCCCUGGCGCUGCCGGAUCUACCUGGCUACGAGCCCAACUGGAUGUUCGACCACGGACAGAGCUGGACGUUUGAUGAGGACAUGGAUGAACAGAGCCGGUCGGCCAUCGAGAAGAUGUUACAGGAAGAGCAACUCUACAUACAUGGAAGAUCCCAUUCUUCCUAUCCGGGGGAGGCCAGCAGCAGCCGAGGGAAGACACAGAAGUCGAAGACCCGUGCGACGCCCCACCUUCCGUCCCACGGGCAGCCCUGGACUGACGAGGAGAAGAGGCUGUUUGAGACUGGACUGGAGAUCUACGGCCGCAGCUGGACCUCCAUCUCACAGUUUGUACAGACCAGGACUCCGCUCCAGGUCAAGAACUACGCAAGACACUUCUUCAAGACAAAGGAAAAAGAAGAGGACCCUCCUGAUGACGACAAAAACAAACCUUCCUUUACUGAUGAGGCAAAGAGUACUGCUGUCUCUACUUCCUCUGCUCCCGGCACACCAAAAAGGAAAAGAGCCCAGGAGACAAAAUGUGCCACCCCUAAGACAGAGCAGGCUUCUAAGAAAGUGAAAGUUGUAAGGAAGAUGGAGGAAACGUUGAUGGAAAGUGACCCAGUAGAACAACAGGAGGAGAAAUUGCUUGAGUCGGCUGCAACUACAGCCAUACCUGACAAGUAUGGGCACAUGCAGGUGGUCCAGAAGGUGGAGGAAGGGGAGGAUGAGGAUGUGGAUAUUGAGGGGGAGGAGUCAGGGGAGGAGGCAGUCAUGGAGCUGAGGAGUACAUGUGGCCUGAACCCAGCCCAACCUGCAGUUGUUACAAGUGACGACACUUCCACAGGGGAAAAUGUAAUGGAAGAAACAGAAGCUGUUACUGAAGACCAUCCUUCCUUAGACAACCUUGUACAAGACGACAGAGAAAUGCCACAGCAGGAGACCACAGGAGACGGGGAACAGUAUCCCAUGGACGAACACUUUCUCCCCGUGUUUCCGUGGCAACCAGACGACACCCAAAACCGAGUGAUUGUCGAGAGGAUUGAGGGGAGCGUGGGGCUUGGCUCUGUUAGGGGAGACAAGGAUGUCAGACCUGUUCCCGGUGUAGAACAAAACACGUACGGACCACAUACAGACAUGUUUCAGGUACAAAACACCCUGCUGGCUUUUGAGAAGCAGGUUGGAGCUGACAGAAUAUUUGAGGGACCAUCUGAUAUUAAAAACGAAGCCACAGACACUCGGACAGAAGUAUCUGAAACUAAAACGGAAGUCAUAGAAAGACAGACAGAGUCACAAGUGGACGCUGCGCACAUGCACACAUACGGAGAUGGGUUGAUGGGGAGCAUCGAAAGACUGUCAGAAUCUUCAAUUGAACUUAAAGAAGACUUCAAGACAGGAAUUCAAGAUGUAGAAAAAGGUAAUAUCUUUAAGGAGGUGAAAAUAGAAAACGAAAAAGAAACAGCUGAUUGCGGAAAUUCAGAGCAGCAAAAUACUCCUAGUGCGGAAAACAUUUCUGAACAAAGACUUCCAGGCCUGGCCACGCCAUCUGAGUCUGUAUCUCUGAACAGCACAAAUGCAGUAGCAGACUCUAGUAGCACUGGAAAAAGUUACGAUAACUACACUUUAGACCAUCCUGAAGACCGGUCCAAACCUGAUAACUACAACCUAGACAUUCCUGAAGACAGGUCCAAACCUGACUUUGUAGUAAGUGAGAAAUGGAGUUGUGAAGAGGUGAUGUCUUCCCACACGGACCGAACCUUCAGUGACAGUGAUAGCGGCAAGGAGACAUACGACCUUCCUAGAUACAAUACCACAAUAUUUCAAGGUCACUCAGAAGACGAGACGUCUGACGCUGGGCAGGCGGAAGAAGAAACUUUCUUUACCUUUAAGAAACCGACAGAAGAAGUUGUUCUGGACAGGAGUGUUAUAACAGAGGAGGAGAAGGAGGUGCAUAAGGAGUUUUUUGAUGGAAGACAGACCAAGACGCCAGAGAGAUAUCUUAAGAUCAGGAACCACCUUCUUGACUGCUGGGAGCGGACCAAGCCCGAGUACCUGAGGAAAACGGUUGCUAGGGCGGGGCUGAGGAACUGCGGAGACGUCAACUGCAUCGGCCGUAUCCAUGGUUACCUGGAGAGGAUCGGCGCCAUCAACUUCGGCUGCGAGGAGGCCAACCGGGGCGAGUUUCCGGUCGCCAAGGUCGGGGUAAAGCGGAAUCCUCAAGGUCAUGGGGAGCAGCUGGCCCUGCAGGCCGCCCGGCUCGAGUCCAUGAGGCCGAGAAGACAGAAGCUAGUUCGGACGGCGUACGGUGACUGGACUGAUGGCGCAGAGACAGAGGGACUCACCAUAGAGCACGUGACCUCAGAUGAACUGGAGAAACAGAUGGAGGAGUGUCCCAAAUCAGGUCAGAGGUCAAAAAGCCUUUCAUUGUUCCGGGGAUUAAGAUUAAUGUACUCAUGUCCCAGCUGUUAUAUCGAUGACAAGGAAAGAACACUGCUUUAUCUAAUGUAAGGUUAAGCCAGUAACUCAUGCCAACCACUUUCUCCUACUUCAGACGCAACAGAUCCAGAGCGGCCAGGACUAACCUUAACAGUUUCUCCUACGACCCGUUCAAACUGGUGCCCUGUAAGAGGUUCAGCGAGGAAUCCCCG
Branchiostoma floridae (Florida lancelet) is the source of this 2817-nucleotide messenger RNA. RefSeq names its product histone H2A deubiquitinase MYSM1-like. The record is from RefSeq and is a predicted model, not a curated record. Gene Ontology annotation, molecular function: protein binding. NCBI's taxonomy places the organism in Eukaryota, Metazoa, Chordata, Leptocardii, Amphioxiformes, Branchiostomatidae. The coding region runs from base 62 to 2677 and encodes 871 amino acids. The transcript has 14 exons.